Molecule: messenger RNA, 7425 nt
Organism: Ylistrum balloti
Lineage: Eukaryota; Metazoa; Mollusca; Bivalvia; Pectinida; Pectinidae
Product: eukaryotic elongation factor 2 kinase-like
Exons: 12
Coding region: 358-2436 (692 amino acids)
Biological process (GO): protein phosphorylation
Molecular function (GO): calmodulin binding; ATP binding; calcium ion binding
Source: RefSeq, a predicted model, not a curated record
GUGGUAAACAACAAACGUGACCUCAUGAAACUUAUCGAGUCAAGGCUCUUUCCACAUUAGCAGCAAGAAAACAACGUUGCUUGACGCUGUCGCAGACGAGCGAGCGCUCUGGCAUUUGUAAGCAUCAGGUCAGACAACAAUUUGAAGAUGCAUAAAUUCAAAUUGCUUUGGGGUAUUCCCUGUGAUAAUCAACUAUUCUGCUGAUAAUUAGAAAGAGAUUACACUGGAACAAUUAUCAGAGUGAAUUAAAACAGUGGAUUGAAUGAUCACAAGGUUGGUUAAUAUCAGGAUAAAACAGAUUACAACAUUUCCAAUAGAUUAAAGUUUAUAAGGGAGCACAGCUAUCUGUAUAUCAAGAUGUCGACGAAAAGUUCAGAAACCUAUGACAGUGAUGAUGAUUGGGACAUGCAGUUGUAUCCUGAAAUCUGUCAAGUUUCCAGUACUGAUGAUGACACCGGAGCAGAUGCUUCAGAUGAACGGGAAGACACGGAAAGUGAUAGUGAAGCACCUGCCAUGCCUCCACUAAUGUCACUCAGACAAAGAAGAUUGAGUAAAUCUGUUGCUUUAGCAUCGCUGAAUACUCUUCAAACCAGUUCAGGUGCAUUGAAAUUAAACAUUAACACUGCAAGUGCACGAGCAAGAUUCAAUUGGGCGUUGGCAAUUAAGAAGGCAAAAUUGUUAAAUGACCCAUGGAAAGCUUUUCAUAUUGAAGACAUUGAUUCUGAAAUUUGCAUCCGACAUCGUUACAACCCACACAAGAAAACUUGGUUGACAGAUGAAGUAAAAGUCAAGAUGGAAUCAAAGUCCUUUAACAGAGGAGCAAUGAGAAAAUGUUACCGUCUGAAAAAGCUGUCUCAGUUCCUGAAGCAUCAGGACUGGAGCCAUGCUGGUAAUUACGUGGCCAAAAACUACAUACAGGCAGUCGACAGAGAGGUGUAUUUCCAGGAUGUCAAACUUCAGAUGGAUGCAAAACUCUGGGCAGAGGAGUACAAUAGACACAAGCCUCCAAAAAAGGUUGACAUAUUCCAAAUGUAUAUCUUGGAGUUUAAAGACAGACCAGGUUGUCCCCUGUAUCACCUUGAGCAUUUCAUAGAAGGUCAUUAUGUCAAGUAUAACUCCAACUCUGGAUUUGUUGAGGAUUCACUACGUUACACUCCACAGGCUCUCAGCCACUUCACUUUUGAACGGUCUGGCCACAAGCUGAUUGUGGUGGACAUUCAGGGAGUUGGUGACCUCUACACUGAUCCUCAGAUACAUACGUUAGAGGGUAAUGAAUAUGGAGACGGUAAUCUUGGAGCUAAAGGCAUGGCUCUCUUCUUUCACUCUCACAUCUGUAAUGAAAUCUGUCGGUGUCUUGAUCUUACAGAAUUUGAUCUCUCUCCUCUGGAGCUCAAUGCUCACAAAGACAUCCUUCGCCAUCAGAGAAAGUCGAUGAUGAAGACGAGGUUAAGAGGGGAUGAGGAACGCUGCAUUUCUCUCUCAUCUCCCAAUUCCAAGGUUGACAUUACACGGUUUUUAGAGCGCCAGCGAUCCAACUCGUCAGUGCAGAGUGACUCUGCUAUCGAUGAGGAUACAGAUGAAGGCAUGUUUGUUGACAGUCCAUCACCAAUGGUGAGGCAUGGCCGCAUGAGGUUCAUCAGUGAAUCCGAAAGGUCGGACAAAUCAGACAGCCAAUCCUCAAUGACUGCAGAGGAGGAGCAUGAGGCGUUCCAGAGAAUGGCACAGCAAAGAGCUCGGCCAUCUUGUGUUGCUAUGGAGAUAGACUUCAGGAAAUUGAUGAAUAUAAAGGUUGGAGAUUCAACCCUAGGAAAGAUUCAUCAUGAAAUGGCUAAAUACCAUGAAGUGGGGAGGUUUGUGGUCGGGGAGGAGAGAAAUGAGAAGGAUAUAGACUGGGAAUCGGCCAUAUUUCACGAGGAACAUGCGGCAGAGCUGGGUGAAAUGGAGGCCAUACUGACCCUGGCCAAGCUCUACCUGGACAUGGAGAGGGAGGUCUUGAUUAGUUGUGUUAUUGAGAAGAGUGAUGAGAAUUUCAACAUUGGUGUUGACUACAUGGUGGAGGCUGCUGAAGCUGGAGACCGUGGAGCAAUGAUCUACAUAGCUAAAGCAUUUGAGACUGGCAUUGGCCUUGGUACUAAAAGAUCAAUAUCGUGGGAGGAUUCCCUGUCCUGGUACGAACGGGCCAUUGAGACUGACAACCAUGAUGAAGGUGGCGAAUACAGCUGUACAAUGGAGGAUCCUCUCCAUAUCCUUAUAGCUAAAAAGGCUGAGCUGCUGCACAAAGGGGGCCAUGGUCUGGAAAAGGACCCAUCAACAGCAGGUGACUUAUACAAUGAGGCUGCAGAAGCAGCCAUGGCUGCCAUGAAGGGGAGACUGGCAAACAAAUACUUUGCUCUGGCAGAAGAGGCGUAUGGGGAGGUUGAGGAGGAGGAGGAGUGAGGGAGAUGUAGUAGGAGAGAGGAGUGAUGUGGGGAGUCUGUGAGGACUGACGAGGCAUUGGUCAGUCUGGCUGAGGAUGGAACAUUUUAGACGUCAAGCAUUACUAAUCAUGAAGAAUUCUCCAGAAAGAUUUUUAGUGUCUUGACAAUCUGUAUUCAUGUACAAUGUAACUUUUUCUAUUUUUUCAUGAUUUUGUUCAAAUAGUGCUGAUGGUUACUUUGUUUAUUUAUCAACGGUUAUAAAUGUUCACUGCAUGUUUUGUAGUUCAGUGUGAUAAAGUUUUGUAUGAAAAGCAUCAGUUAAGGAGGUUUCUUGGUAUUUUUUAAGCAUUGUUAUGACUGUGUUUGUACAAAGGCACACUCACUGGGUGUUGAUGACAGCGGACAUGGAUCUCGGACAUGUGGUUAUUUACAGUAGCUGCACCCUAUAUCAUGAUGAGUUUGUCGUUAUGUUUAAGACUCUAAUGUUAUUGGGAGGCUUCAGAUCAACCCCUCUUGUAACUGGUGUUUGCUUAACCACAGGAAAAGUCAAGAUCUUGCUUAAGACUUAUUAAUCUCAGGAACUUGAACAUAACAUCUGGUAUCGGCAGAAAUGUAUGAUGAAGAGUAAUCAGGCCCCUGAAACAACAUUUACACAAUCUUCCUUAUCAGAAUUAUAGUUUGUAGUUAAAACAUGAUAUGUCUGACCAAUUAGUAAAAAUAUUUUUGUGAAUUUGUUGUCUUUGAUGGAAGAUAUCUUAUAACAAUGUCCAGUACCCUGAUAAUGUACAUCUUACAGGUAAACAAAUUGUUGACAAUAUUUCAUUAAGAAAGGGCAAUCGUUACUAUGAAUGUAUUUGGGUCAAAGACAUCUUUUAUUGAUAGGCAACCUGACAUUUGGGACAUAUUGUGUGUAUAUUUCAUUGGCAUCAGUUGGUACUUUUAUGUUUCUGAAAGCAAUAUGUGUACAGAUCUUGAUGUUUCCUGUGGCUUAAGAAGAGAUCUGAGUAUGUGAGGGGUUGUUUGGAGAAGCUUCAAUGAUAUGAGUGUCUUAAAGUAAUGUCUUGGAAAACUCCCCUCGAUAUAAGGUUCACUUUUGUAAUUUACUGCUUGCCUGGUACCUGUUGUUGUAUCCGCUGUCCUGAACACCUAGUGAUACUGGGUAUGUUCUAUUGUGUUAACUUUUUCUGGGACAGACGAGUACAUAUCAGUCCUCAUUAACAUAUAAAGCCCUCUUAUCGAGACUUUAGUUAUAGGUUGUAGACUAUACAGAUAAAACAGCUGUUAAAGACCAGAUAUUUGUUGUAACACGCAAGCAGUCGGGAUAUAGGAAAUUUAUUUGUACCAAUCAGUACUGGUAUUGUGUACAUUACAAAACCUACAUAUCCCCUACCACCGACUUACAUACACAUAUAUGUGUUAUCACAGCUCUGGAUCUUUUUACCUGUGAAAACUGAAAAGUAUGACCUUUUAAUUUUUAAUUUCUGACCUUUUUUCAAUUUUUUUUUUUUUUUUGUAAAGUGUAUAAUGAUUGUUAAUGAGUCUGUGAUAAUUCCUGGUUUUUCAAUAUUAACAGACAAUGUUCUUGUCUCUAAAACACAAACCACAAAUUGAUAAUUUGUAGAAAUAGAUAUUAGUUACUGAAUGAUAUUUUGAAAGCAUUGAGAUUAUGAUUAGCGUUUCAGCUUUCAGUGAUAAUAAUUUCCGAGUGAUAAGUAUGGUCUCAAGUGACAGUGCUUUAUAAAGACAAAGGUUUCACAGUUCUAUACCUGUCUCUGUAUGGGCUGAUAUAUCUUUAAACUUACUGAUAAACAUGCAAACAUUUCAGGGCUGUCCUUCAGUGAAGUGUAUAAAAGAAGAUUUAUUUGUAUGCCUUGUAUCAAGUUUAUAACUGACAAAUUUACGUGUAAGUGAUGUGAUAACAGGGAUAUAUGUGAACAUACUUGUUUUGUUUUUUUCUGCAGAAUGAUUGAAAUAUGUGUACUUACAGGGUUUUUGUGUUAGACAUUUACCGUUUUAUAUUUUUCUUACUUUCAUUGUGAUACUAAAUACUCCUGUAUUUGAUAUAAUUGAUCUUCACUCUGGAUAAUUCUGACACCAACUAGGCAUUCAGUUCAGUUUCACUGUCUACUGUGGACAAAAGGUGGUGUUCAGUUCCACUGUCUACUGUGGACAAAAGGUGGUGUUCAGUUUCACUGUCUACUGUUGACAAAAGGUGGUGUUCAGUUUCACUGUCUACUGUGGACAAAAGGUGAUGGUCAGUUCCACUGCCUACUGUGGACAAAAGUUUGUGUCCAGAUUCACUGUCUACUGUGGACAAAAGGUGGUAUUCAGUUUCACUGUGUUCUGUUGACAAGAGGUGAUGGUCAGUUUCACUGUCUACUGUGGACGAAAUCUGGUGUCAGGUUGUUAGAGACUUUGUGUUUUUGACUUUUACAUUGUGUCUCAGACAUGUGUAUAAAUUGUGUAUGUGGAAUAUCUUGUGUAACAACUACAUCUACUGAUGUGUUCUACCUGGCAGGUUAGAAAUACAACAUAGAUGUACAGGAAUAAUAAUUGUCUUUUAUGUUUAAAACUACACAUUAUUCCAAUAAUCUUUGUAUUAAUUGUAUUAUGUAAAAGCAAUCUAACAGUGCAAAAUUCAUAGAAGAUACACAUUCAUCUACAUAAAAAAAAAAAUAAUUAAAAAAAAUUUUUAAGUGGUAUCUUUAGUUUAUACCUAAUAUUGUGCUCCUUAAACAUGAACGUACAUGUAUGUAUAACCUACUAGUGAUGUGUAUCAUUGAAUGUCACUAAAUGUACAUAUGUGUACUUAAAAAAUGUUUGUGAUUUGUGACAUAUAGUUUCUUCUCCAUUCCAUAAAACCUGCUUUGAAUGGAAUGGUGUGUUUUUUGUGAGAUUUGUAGUUUGGUGUAUUGAUUUGAUAAUGGACCUCAGUAUGUGUUUUCUGCUGGAGGACACAGAAGGUUUGAUAAAGGAGUCGCCUGUCAGACUUUUUGUUUAAAAGUUUUCAUGUUUUUAAUUUUCCAUGUUUUAGCUUCAUUGUAGAAAUUAACGGAACCCAUCACUACAAUCAAAUACCAGAUGAGUAUUUGAUCAUUGUAUUUAUAAGGACUUUGUAAUUUGUCAAUAUAUUUUGUGAAGCUGGGUUGGUGAGCAUCAAGACAGUGGUCUAUGAACACUGCCAUUAUUUUUGUCAUGGGUCCUGUUGAUGAAUAUGGGCAUGAAAGCCUGAUAGGGGCCUGUUGGUGGAUGUUGAUUGAAGAUGUCCACUGUGGAAAAAAUGGCCCUGUUGGUCCUGUUGAUGAGUAUGGACACGAUGGCCCUGUUGGUCUUGUUAAUGAGUAUGUACACGAUGGCCCUAUCGGUCCUGUUGAUGAGUAUGGACACGUAUCCCUAUCGGGCCUGUUGAUGAGUAUGUACACGAUGGCCCUAUCGGUCCUGUUGAUGAGUAUGGACACGAUGGCCCUGUUGGUCUUGUUAAUGAUUAUGGACACGAUGGCCCUAUCGGUCCUGUUGAUGAGUAUGUACACGAUGGCCCUGUUGGUCUUGUUGAUGAGUAUGGACAUGAUGGCCCUAUUGGUCCUGUUGAUGAGUAUGGACACGAUGGCCCUAUCGGUCCUGUUGAUGAGUAUGGACACGAUGGCCCUAUUGGUCCUUUUGAUGCGUAUGGACAUGGUAGGGCCAUGUUGAUGAGUAUGGACAUAGUAGGACCAUGUUGGUGAAUAUAGAUUUGAAUGUUUUGAAAGAUUUUCUCUUAACAAGUAGUUUGUUUGAAGUACCCCAUAUAAGUUUCUAGUUAACUAAUCUACCUCCAUUGUUUUCUUAUGGUAAUACAGCAAAGGCAAUGGUUAAUUUCCCUGGAAAUCGUGAUAUUGUAAUUUCCAAGUAAAACAAUUUCUAUAUAAUUAUUUCAUGAUACCGGUCUUGUCUGGAUGAAGCCAAGAUAUUCUCAUUUUAAUUCUUUUGAGGUGUAAAAUUGUCACAAAGAAAUUGUUUUCUUUGGAGGAUUUUAAACUUUUAAAGGGUUAUGUUAGCUUUUGUUCCUUCUAUAUAUCACCAUUGUAGGUUUAAAAUUCAUGCUUGGAACUUUAAACUGCCACAGACCUAUUUUUUUUUAUCCUUUGGUCCAUCUUAAAGUUUCUUGAGUUUUUUUAUAUAUAAUUUUUUUCUUUAAAAACAACAAAAAAAAAACCUGAAAUAAAAACAACAAAAAAAUGGUAAUAAAAUUAAAAAAAAAAAAACAUAAAAAGUACAAGUAUAAAAAAAAAAAAAACCCAAAAUAUGGUGAUUUCUUUUUUAACAAACCUUUUUUUCUGGAAAUAAGUACACAGUCAGUGUGGCCUAUUUGCUAGAAAGUGUGAUUUUGUGACAGGGAGGAAUACUGACCAUGGAUUUAUCACAUGGUUACCUAGAAGAUUGGCAGGAAUUUUGUUCUUUUUUUUUAACAUUGACUCUAACCUUCAUUGUAUUUGUUUUCAUACCUUAUGUUAUGUCAUGUACACACUUCUUUUAUGAAGAUUGAAACUGAUCUCACAUAUUGUGUAAUGCCUCCAACCAUAGAAAUAGAUGAUAAUCCAUGUUAUACGUCAGAAUGAAUUAUCGUAAUCUAACUUGUAUCCACUAAAUCUGACAUGCUGGUUAAUAUACAUGUCAACCUGAAGUAACUGGUACAAACACCAACUUGUACAUGAAUGAAAUUUUAUGGUAUUUAUGUUCGAUAACAUACUAAUGACUUGACUUUUGGCAAUUUUAAUGGAAAAAAAUUGUAUUUAUUUUUAGGUAAAUGUUAUUGUUGUGAGAUUUGGAUACCAACAGGGGUUAUUUUUAGCUCUUCAAUAAUGUAACCCUUUCAUAUACAUAUAAUAUCAUGAGGGUUAUAUGAUAGAUUUAACAUGUACAUUAUCAUUUUUUUAUGAUAUUUGUAACAUUUUGGACAGUACUAUUGUAUAUACAGAGUGCUAUUGUGUGUACUGAGUGCUAUUGUGUAUACAGAAAGUUCUUGUGUAUA